UUUUCUAAAAAUGUCUGAAAAUAAGAAAAGAUGCGCAAUCGUUGGCGCGGCAGUGAGUGGGUUACCUUCAGCCAGAUGGGCAAUUGAGUAUGGUUAUGAACCAGUUAUUUUUGAACGUCUUGAUCAGCUUGGGGGUCUCUGGCGUUACAAUCCUGAACAGUUUGGAAAUGAUAUAGCUAGUGUUAUGAAAUUUACAGUUAUAGACACAAGCAAAGAAAUGAAUGCUUUCAGUGAUUUCCCGCCACCAGAUCACUUUGCUAAUUAUAUGCAUAAUACUAAAAUGAUAGAAUAUUUGGAAAUGUAUACAAAACAUUGGAACUUGGAUAAAUACAUUCGCUAUAGAAAUACGGUAACUUCUGUGAGUCGGGCUGAUAAUUAUGAAGAAACUGGGUGUUGGACAGUCUGUUGGGUGGAUGAAAACGGACAAAAUAAAAAAGAAAUAUUCGAUUGUGUUCUUUUAGCUCAAGGACAUCAUGCAAAACCAAAAAUUAUUAGUUUUCCUGGCCAAGAACUUUUUCAGGGAAAGAUAAUACAUUCACACGAAUAUAAGGAUUCGAAAAACUUUGAAGACAAAAUUAACGUUGUAGUUGGUGUUGGGAAUAGUGGAAUGGACUUAGCGGUGGAAUUGGGCCGUGUUAGUAAACUCUGUUAUUUGUCUACGAGGAGAGGUGCAUGGGUGGAUAAAAGAGUUGGCCCUGGUGGAAUUCCAGGAGACUAUGCUACCACUCGUUUUAAAUGCUGUUUUUGGGAUGUUUUGAUACCCGAAAAUUUGCGUAGCUGGCUGAUUAUAAAUCAAUUACAGAAACGUUUUGACCAUGCUAAAUAUGGAAUGAAACCCAAACACUCAUUUUAUGGUCAACACGCAACGAUAAGUGAUGAUCUUCCAACACGUAUUAUUACUGGAUCUGUUGUGGUUAAAACAAAUAUUCGCGAAUUCACCGAAAAAGGAAUUGUUUGGACAGAUGGAACUUUUACAGAUAAUAUCGAUAAUGUGGUAAUGUGCACUGGUUAUCAUUUCGAUUUUGAUAUAGUGGAGGAAGGGAAACUUAUUCCAGUUAAGGAUAACCAAGCUAAAUUAUAUAAAAACGUGUUCCCUCCAUCUCUUGCAAAAUGGAAUAGUUUGGCAAUUAUUGGGUUAGUUCAGCCGUCAGGUUCGAUAUUACCAGCAGCUGAAUUUCAGGUAAAUUAA
Molecule: messenger RNA, 1189 nt
Organism: Meloidogyne enterolobii
Lineage: Eukaryota; Metazoa; Nematoda; Chromadorea; Rhabditida; Meloidogynidae
Source: the annotation of a GenBank genome assembly